ACUUGCGGCGGAGAUAGCGUAUCUGGCGGAGCGGCCGCUGCGGUGGCAGAGUGACAGCGAGGCUCAGGACUCGUCGAGCCAUGGCGGGGCUACUGCUGCUGGCGGCGCUGUGCGCGACUGCAGGGACGACAUCGGCGACCCCCCGCCUGCCCCUGGCCGCCUCCACGCCGCUCGACUGGUGGCAGACCGCGCUCGUCUACCAGCUCUACCCCUUGUCCUUCAAGGACAGCGACGGCGACGGCUACGGCGACCUCAGAGGUGUUCUCGAGAAGCUAGACUACAUAAAAGAGCUCGGAGCCACUGCGAUAUGGUUCAACCCCAUCAACAAGACUCCGAUGAAAAACUUUGGCUACGACGUCUCCAACUACACCGCCAUCGACCCGAUCUUCGGAACUUUUGAAGAUUUCAAGAUACUUCUGAAAAGAAUGAAGGAGCUCGACCUGAAAUUCAUCAUGGACUACGUGGGCGACCAUUCAAGUAUCGAAAUAGAAUGGUUCAACAAGUCUGAGUCGGGCAUCGAACCGUACACCGACUACUUCAUAUGGCACCCGGGCCACUACGACAACGAGACCGGCAUCAGAUACAUCCCCAACAACUGGCCGCCGCUGUACGGCAACCAGUCGUGGUUCUGGUCGGAGAAGCGGCAGAUGUACUCCUGGCGCACGACCAUCGAGUCCGUGCCGGCACUCAACUGGCGCAGCGAGCGGCUCAAGGCCGAGAUGAUGGACGUGCUGCGCUUCUGGCUGGACCAGGGAGUGGACGGCUUCAGGGUGGACUCCGCCAGUCGCCUGGUGGAAGACGCGCAGUUCAGGAACAUCACCUCGACCUUCGACCCCAUACACAACCAACCCGAGACCUACGAGCUGGUCGCCGAGUACAGGGCUUUCCUGGACCAGUACAAGACCAAGGACAAUCACACCAGGGUGUUGAUAUUGGAGACAAUGGGCCACCUGAAGGACAUAGUCAAGUUCUACGGCACCAAGGAAAAGCCAGGCGGUCACUUCCCCUUCAACUGGCUGCUGAAGCAGAACGCCGGACACAACGCCAACGCCUCCGUCCUCAACUGGAUCGUCAACACGGAGAUGGAAGCCGUGCCCGAGGGCAUGUGGUACAACUGGCUGUCGGGCAACCACGACUCCCCGCGCAUAGCGUCGCGCGCGCCCGGUCGGGUCGACGCCAUGAACAUGAUGGUGCUGCUCCUGCCGGGCACAGCCGUCAGCUACAUGGGCGAGGAGAUCGGCAUGACCAACAACCCGGACAUGAACUACUCCAACGGCCUGGACGCGGCCGGCUGCCUGGCCGGUCCCGAGGGAUACCGCGCCAAGUCCCAGGAUCCGGAGCGGUCCCCGCUGCAGUGGGACAACUCCACUAAUGCCGGGUUCUCGACGGCCGCCAAGACAUGGAUGCCGGUCAACAAGAACUACGUGAUGGUCAACAUCGCGGCGCAGGAGCGGGCGGAGAACAGCCACCUGAAGGUGUACCGGAGGCUGGCCAGGCUGAGGAGGACCAAGACCAUCCAGAGAGGAGCCGUCGACAACCAAGUGGUUUCAGACUACGUCUUUGCGUUCACCAGGGAGCUCCAGGGAGAGGACACGUACAUCGCGGUCAUGAACGUGGGGCACGAACAGCAGACGGUGAACCUCACCGCCGUGUACCCUCACCUGCCAGGCACCGCGCGCGUCAUAGUGGCGGGCGUGAGCUCCGGGUACUACAUCGGAGACGAGGUGACCUUAGAAGUCCUGCCACUCAAGUCCAAUUCUUCUCUGGUGCUUACGACUGGGGAGGUCAGGGAAUAGAAUGGCGGUUGAAGUGAGAACUAUUAAAGAAGAAAAUUUCCUGUCUUGUGCAAGAUUGGUUUGAAUAAAAGAAAAAAUUAUAUAUUACCAGUUGUUAUUACCAGCCCUACUUGUGUUGAAGUAUUUUUAGAUAACUGCACUGUACGAAGACUCUUUGCGACUACUUACAAUCAUGUAAGGUUGUUAUUUCAAAACUAUUCGAUCUUGCAUACGUCAUGAUGUGGUGAUACUCGUAGUUCUAUAUUUAUGUUGCAUAGCUAAAUGAAUGUAUCCUAAUUACGCACGAUGUACUGUGCAGCUGAGUGCAUAAGAAGUAAUGCAUAUAUUAAUAAAUUUUGUAUCCUUUUUUACAAUAUGAUUAUAAUUUACUAAAUUAAUUAGGAUAAUUUAGCACACAUAUAAGCAAGCUUGUGUAUGAGUGCAUCUAGUCACUUAAUUGACGUGCGGUAUUUUGACUAAUGUAAACAUUUUUGUAACAAAUGACCAAUAUAUAAAUAAAAAUAACUUAAGUAAUC
Bacillus rossius redtenbacheri is the source of this 2311-nucleotide messenger RNA. Its product is annotated as maltase 2-like. The transcript has 10 exons. Bases 81 to 1796 code for a protein of 571 amino acids. The record is from RefSeq and is a predicted model, not a curated record. Gene Ontology annotation, biological process: carbohydrate metabolic process. Lineage: Eukaryota; Metazoa; Arthropoda; Insecta; Phasmatodea; Bacillidae.